AGCUUCAUGCUCUACCUAAAAGCGGUAUUCAUUGGGUUAUAGGUUAUCUUAGCUUAUCCUAGCAGCUUAGAAGGUGUGCUCGCUGUUGUUUGUCAUCUCGAUCGCCACUACUUCUAUUACGGCAACUGCAUCGCCAACCCACGUGUAACCCAGACACCCACUGGCACCGUCUUAACUCUCUCAAGCCAUGGUCCUAGAACUUCACGUCUGGGGCCCAGCAUUGGAGCUUCCAUCGAUCGAUCCUGAUUGUCUAGCGGCCCUAUCGUAUAUCGACCAUACAGUUGCUCGAGAAGAUUGGACGUUGAUGCCCAGUAAUGACCCGGCCAUCAGCCCAGAUAACAUCCUCCCCGCUCUCCGUCACAAUGGUACCUGGACGUCAGGGUACCUGAACAUCGUGUCGUAUCUCACCCGGUACACAGCCAACUCGAUCGACAAUGAUGCCACUCAGUCCCAGCGCGCUGAUACUCUAGCUUACGCCUCCUACCUCACUUCGCGGGGCGCUGCCCUGAUUGCCUUCUCGCUCUACGUCUCCCCGAGUGCAUGGGCAAACCUCACCCGUCCGGCCUACUCUACCCUCCUUCCCUUUCCGCUUACCUGGACCGUUCCGCCGGGCCUCCGUGCCGCGGCUAUCGCCAAGACGGAGCACUUGGGACUGCACCAGUUGGCCGCGGACGUGAAUCCCGAGGAUGGCAAAUCCGACCCGAAGACCACGGGCCCCGUCACGUCGACAGGCUUCCUGCGCUUGCCCAAACGGCCCGGAGUGACUGAGAUUAUGCAGCCCGAGCAGGUGGCCGCGAUCCGGCUGCAGAGUCUGGCCGACGACUUCUUCUCCGUGCUGGAGGAGUUGCGCGGGCCUAAGAGGUAUUUCUUGAGCAAUGACAAGCCUUCUUCACUCGAUUUCUUGGUUUUUGGCUACUUGAAGCUCAUUCAAGUCAAGACGCCGCACCCGUUCCUUUCCAAAUGCAUGAAAAAAAGUGCGGCGGGGACUCGGUUAUUGCGGUUCCUGGAAAUCAUGCAUGAGGGACCCAUCCGUUGGCAGCCCGGGAAAGUCGACACAGAUUUACCCUGGAUAGCUCCAACGCCGCGAGGAUUGCUCGAGAUUACUGGCAAAUUUGGAGGUGGGGUGGUGGAAAGCGUACCCGGGGUCGGCGAAGCCUGGAAGAAAUAUUGGAGGGGCGCCAUGAAAGGCGAGGAUGGAGCCCAGGACUCUACUCAACUUAUUUAUGCCGCAGGGAGCGCUCUUAUAGGCGUUGCCGUGCUGGGAGCAAUGGUGCUAUUUAGAUCGCUACCACCAUUUGGCGAGAGUAUUCAUCGAUUUGACGCGCACAAGCCAGAGAGAGCCGGCCUGCACCAGUUUGGAGAUAUUGGCACCAUCUUCGACAAUUUGCCAGACGACCUCGAGACGCCGGCAAAACCUAGUAAAAGGACUACCCUGUAAAGAGUGAUCGUGCCGAGGUCGCGGUUGACGUUGCGUCAGAGGGCUCAGGGACGGGGCCUCCGCGGGGUGAGAAUUAUGCGACAUUGG
This is a messenger RNA of Pseudomassariella vexata, 1525 nucleotides long. Its product is annotated as Tom37 C-terminal domain-containing protein. Bases 188 to 1438 code for a protein of 416 amino acids. Gene Ontology annotation, cellular component: SAM complex. Gene Ontology annotation, biological process: mitochondrion organization. The transcript has 2 exons. Lineage: Eukaryota; Fungi; Ascomycota; Sordariomycetes; Amphisphaeriales; Pseudomassariaceae. The record is from RefSeq and is a predicted model, not a curated record.